AUGAAAGGAUUAAUUUUAGUAGGAGGUUAUGGUACAAGAUUAAGACCAUUAACUUUAACAUUACCAAAACCAUUAGUUGAAUUUGGUAAUAGACCAAUGAUUUUACAUCAAAUUGAAGCAUUAGCUUCUGCUGGAGUAACAGAUAUUGUAUUAGCUGUUAAUUAUAGACCUGAAGUUAUGGUUUCAACUUUAAAAAAAUAUGAAGAAGAAUAUGGUGUAUCAAUUACUUUUAGUGUUGAAGAAGAACCUUUAGGUACUGCUGGUCCAUUAAAAUUAGCUGAAAAAGUUUUGAAAAAAGAUUCUUCACCAUUUUUUGUUUUAAAUUCUGAUGUUAUUUGUGAUUAUCCUUUUAAAGAAUUGGCAGAUUUUCAUAAAGCUCAUGGUGCUCAAGGUACUAUAGUUGCAACAAAAGUUGAUGAACCAAGUAAAUAUGGUGUUAUUGUUCAUGAUAGAGAUACUCCAAAUUUAAUUGAUAGAUUUGUUGAAAAACCAGUUGAAUUUGUUGGUAAUAGAAUUAAUGCAGGAUUAUAUAUUUUAAAUCCUGAAGUUAUUGAUUUAAUUGAAAUGAGACCAACAUCAAUUGAAAAAGAAACUUUUCCACAAUUAGUUGAAAAAAGACAAUUAUAUAGUUUUGAUUUAGAAGGUUAUUGGAUGGAUAUUGGUCAACCAAAAGAUUUUUUAAGUGGUACUUGUUUAUAUUUAACUUCAUUAUCAAAAAAACAUCCAGAAAGAUUAUCAAAAGAAAAAUUUGUACAUGGAGGUAAUGUUUUAAUUGAUCCAACCGCCAAGAUUCAUCCAAGUGCAUUAAUUGGUCCAAAUGUUACUAUUGGUCCAAAUGUUGUUGUUGGUGAAGGUGCAAGAAUUCAAAGAUCUGUUUUGUUAGCAAAUUCAGAAGUUAAAGAUCAUGCAUGGGUUAAAUCAACUAUAGUUGGUUGGAAUUCAAGAAUUGGUAAAUGGGCAAGAACUGAAGGUGUUACUGUUUUAGGUGAUGAUGUUGAAAUUAAAAAUGAAAUUUAUGUUAAUGGUGCAAAAGUUUUACCACAUAAAUCAAUUUCAGCAAAUGUUGAACAAGAAUCAAUUAUUAUGUAG
Molecule: messenger RNA, 1089 nt
Organism: Lodderomyces jiufengensis
Lineage: Eukaryota; Fungi; Ascomycota; Pichiomycetes; Serinales; Debaryomycetaceae
Gene: SRB1
Product: mannose-1-phosphate guanylyltransferase
Exons: 1
Coding region: 1-1089 (362 amino acids)
Biological process (GO): GDP-mannose biosynthetic process; cell wall mannoprotein biosynthetic process
Cellular component (GO): cytoplasm
Molecular function (GO): mannose-1-phosphate guanylyltransferase (GTP) activity; GTP binding
Source: RefSeq, a predicted model, not a curated record